This is a messenger RNA of Olea europaea var. sylvestris, 4072 nucleotides long. Its product is annotated as exportin-T-like. Gene Ontology annotation, molecular function: small GTPase binding; tRNA binding. Lineage: Eukaryota; Viridiplantae; Streptophyta; Magnoliopsida; Lamiales; Oleaceae. The transcript has 13 exons. Gene Ontology annotation, biological process: tRNA re-export from nucleus. The record is from RefSeq and is a predicted model, not a curated record. Bases 262 to 3213 code for a protein of 983 amino acids. Gene Ontology annotation, cellular component: nuclear matrix; nuclear pore; cytoplasm.
CAAAUUUAAAAGUGCCCAUAGGAGAGAUGAGCUACUGAAAAACCUUCGUUCCUUAGAACUCCAAAAACCCAGUUCUGUCGUCAAAUCUCUCUAUUCAAUUCUUUUAUUUCUUCAGGUAAUCCCUCAAUCAACUCUUCAUUCAAUCAAUUUCAUUAUACAUAUAGAAAAGGCAAUAAUAUUUAGAAUCUCUUAUCCAAAUUCUUCGCAGUGUGUAAUUAGGGGAUAGGUUGUUUAUUUCAAGGGUUUAGAGGUUUACGAGGUAUGGAUGAUCUCGAAAAGGCGAUUUUGAUCAGCUUUGACGAAUCCGUGACAUUCGAUUCAGUACUGAAAUCACAGGCCGUGGCUUAUGUUCAGCAAAUUAAAGAGAACCCAUCAAUCUGUAGGAUAUGUAUAGAGAAAUUAUCUUUCUGUAAGCUAGCUCAAGUCCAGUUCUGGUGCUUACAAUGUCUUCACGAGGCCCUUCUUGUUAAGUACCUGUCAAUGACUCCGGACGAGAAGUCAUAUAUUAGAAAAUCUGUAUUUUCGAUAGCUUGUUAUGAAGCUGUUGAUGUCAAUGGUAACAGCUCGGUUAAGGUUUUGGAUGGCCCGGCGUUUCUAAAAAAUAAGCUUGCUCAGAUUGUUGUGUUUUUAAUUUACUUUGAGUACCCCUUAAUCUGGCCAUCAGUAUUUAUGGAUUUCCUGCCAAAUUUAAGUAAAGAUGCGGUGGUCAUUGAUAUGUUUUGUCGGGUUUUGAAUGCAUUGGAUGAUGAAUUAAUCAGCUUGGACUAUCCACGGAGUGGGGAUGAGGUAGCUGUGGCUGGUAGGAUUAAGGAUGCAAUGAGGGCUCAGUGUGUGCCUCAGAUUGUUAGAGCUUGGUAUGACAUUAUAUUGAUGUACAAGAAUUCUAACCCAGAGUUAUGUACUAGUGUUUUGGAUUCGAUGAGGAGGUACAUUUCAUGGAUUGACAUUGGGUUGAUUGUCAAUGAUGCAUAUAUUCAAAUGUUGUUCGAGUUGAUGCUGAUGGAUGUUUUACCGGAUCAGCUUCGUGGUGCUGCUGCCAUUGUUAUUCUUGCGGUUGUGACAAAAGGAAUGGAUUACAAGUCCAAGCUUACCAUUCUGCAGAGCUUGCAAAUAAGCAGAGUUUUUGCAUUGGUCAUGGGGGAUAGUGACUCCGAGUUGGUUUCUAGUGUGGCUUCCUUGGUCACAGGGUAUGCCAAUGAAGUUUUGGAAUGUUCCAAGCGUUUGAACUCAGAGGAUGGCAAGGGGGUCUCGUUGGAGCUCUUGAAUGAAGUUCUGCCCUCAGUGUUUUAUGUUAUGAAGAACUGUGAAGUUGAUUCAGCAUUCAGCAUUGUGCAGUUUCUUUCAGGUUAUGUUGGCACGAUGAAGAGCCUUUCUCCAUUGACGGAGAUGCAGUUGCUUCACUUGGACCAGAUAUUGGAAGUGAUCCGCGUACAGAUUCAAUUUGAUCCUCUCUACCGCAGCAAUCUUGAUAUGCUGGACAAGAUUGGUAGGGAAGAAGAAGAUAGGAUGGUGGAGUUCCGGAAGGAUUUAUUUGUACUGCUCCGCAAUGUAGGUCGUGUAGCUCCUGAUGUGACUCAUAAUUUUAUCAGGAACUCGUUAUCUAGUGCUGUUACAUCAUCAGAGAAGAGAAACGUUGAAGAAGUUGAAGCUGCACUUUCUUUAUUUUAUGCUCUUGGCGAAUCAUUACAAGAUGAUGCAGCGAGGAAUCGCACUGGUCUGCUGGGAGAAUUGGUCCCCAUGCUUCUAUUGACGAGAUUUCCUUGUCAUUCCAACAGGCUUGUUGCGCUUGUGUAUUUGGAAACAAUAACAAGAUAUAUGAAGUUCUUUCUGGAUAAUACUCAAUAUAUCCCAAUGGCACUAGGUGCCUUUCUUGAUGAAAGAGGUGUGCACCAUUCCAAUGUCAAUGUGAGGAGAAGGGCAAGUCAUCUUUUCACAAGGUUCGUGAAAUUGCUCAAACCAAAGCUCGUGCCUUAUGUAGAGAUUAUCUUGCAGCAUCUGCAAGAUAAAGUUGCAGAGUUCACGAGAAUGGACACUGCAUCAAAUGAAGAAGAUGGGAGUCACAUUUUUGAGGCAAUUGGCUUGUUAAUUGGGAUGGAAGAUGUACCACCAGACAAGCAGUCUGAUUACCUUUCUUCAUUGCUCUCUCCUCUUUGUCAGCAGGUUGAGGUGGCCCUAUCAAAUGCCAAAGCUCAUAACCCUGGAGGGUCUCCUGCACAAAUUGCAGAUAUCAAGCAAAUUAUUAUGGCCAUUAAUGCUCUAAGCAAGGGGUUCAGCGAGCGUCUUGCAACUGCUAGUCGCCCUUCCAUUGGUCUCAUGUUCAAACAGACUUUGGAUUUUCUCUUGCAAAUACUUGUUGUCUUUCCGAAGAUAGAACCACUGCGGUGUAAGGUCACUUCAUUUAUUCACAGUAUGGUGAACACUUUAGGAGCAUCUGUAUUUCCAUAUCUUCCGAAGGCAUUGGAGCAGUUGCUACCAGAAAGUCAGCCAAAGGAACUGGUGGAUUUUCUGGUACUUCUUAAUCAACUCAUCUGCAAAUUCAGUGCUGGAGUCCGGGACAUUUUGGAGGGAGUGUACCCUAUUAUUGCAAGUAGGGUGUUCAAUAUUCUUCCAAGGAAUGAAAUUCAGUCAGGACCUGGUGGCAAUACUGAGGAAAUCCGCGAGUUGCAGGAGCUUCAGCGAACAUUUUAUACGUUUUUGCAUGUGAUUACUACACAUGAUCUAUCAUUGGUUUUUCUUUUACCGAAAAGUAGGGGCUACUUGGAGUCAAUGAUGCAGUUGCUGUUAUAUACAUCUUGUAAGCACAAGGACAUCCCUGUAAGAAAGAUAUUCAUCAGGCUAAUUAAAGACUGGUGUGGUAGGCCUUGUGGUGAAGAAAAGGUACCUGGUUUCCAGAGUUUUAUAGUUGAGGCAUUUGCCACAAAUUGUUGUCUGUACAGUGUGCUUGACAAGUCGUUUGAGUUUCGGGACACAAAUACUCUUGUCUUGUUUGGCGAAAUAGUUUUGGCUCAAAAGGUCAUGUAUGAGAACUUUGGCAAUGAUUUUCUUCAUCAUUUUGUAUCACAAGGUUUUCCAAAUGUGCAUUGCCCUCAAGACUUGGCAGAGCAAUAUUGUCAAAUAUUGCAGGGUAACGAUAUCAAGGUACUGAAAUCCUUCUACCAGUCACUCGUUGAAAAGUUGAGACUCCAACAAAACGGCAGCUUGGUUUUCAGAUAAUAACUUAAUGAUAUACAAAUCUAUUGUCAUACAUUGAUGAAUGCACGACAUUGACCAGUUGUAAUGGCCGGAUUUUGUUGAUCAAAAGGUUUUAACAGUUGCCUCAUCAAAUUUAACCGAAUGUAUUAGCUCCAGUGUUCACGUCUAAUUGGUACAUCUAUUUCCAUGAACACAGCAGGGUUGCUUUCACGCAAAUACGAUUUGGUUGCUCAUCAUGGGCGGGGAGGUAUGGCUGUAAAUGAUGCUAUGCAUGGUAUAAGUUGAUAAAAUAUUUAAUAAUCGAUAUCCUUCUUCCUGCUGAUACUGUGAUUAAUUACACCACCAUGGCGGGUGUAAAUUUUCAAAGUUCUUCCUUUCAUCAUGAAAUAUCACAAGUCUCUUGGCUGAGCAUUUGAUCAAGAAGCUUGAGCAAGCGUGGUGGCAUAGGUGCCGGUUUCUUUUUGGUCGGCUAAUUAAUUCUCAGCCUUUUCUGAUCUGGUCUUGUUCAAGGAAUAUAUAGUGUGUUUUCCAAUUUCUUUCUUUCCGCUGUGCUCUUCGUUUAGGGAAGUGGUGGGGAUUUUGCAGAGUUGAGAUGAUCAAGUUUUGUUGCGAGGACCUUCGUUUUGGCGGAGUUUUGUUGUGUAACUAGUUUGUUAGCGUUGUCACCUGGUUGAGCCUUGGGUGAUGUUUGUUUAUCCACAUUGAAGUUCUAUCCCAGAUAAUCUUUGCUUAUUCAAUUGAUUGUGGGACACUAGAUAAAAUUCGUGUGAUUUAUGACUAUUCUCCCUUGAGUUGUACUACAUGUAUAGAAAGUAUUUUGCCAGACAAAUUACAGACCACGCACAAUAUAUGGGGUGGGUGAGUGGGUAUAUUUUUUCAA